Molecule: messenger RNA, 1623 nt
Organism: Lepus europaeus (European hare)
Lineage: Eukaryota; Metazoa; Chordata; Mammalia; Lagomorpha; Leporidae
Gene: IL18R1
Product: interleukin 18 receptor 1
Exons: 10
Coding region: 1-1623 (540 amino acids)
Biological process (GO): interleukin-18-mediated signaling pathway; positive regulation of type II interferon production
Molecular function (GO): interleukin-18 receptor activity; interleukin-18 binding
Source: RefSeq, a predicted model, not a curated record
AUGUGUCAGAGAGAAUUACCCCUGACAAUUUUGUUGCUUGUACUUGUACACACAGCAGAAACUUGCACUUUACGAUCUCACAUUACUGCAGUGGAAGGGGAACCCUUCUAUUUGAAAUUUUGCUUAUCUUCAUCUGAGCAAAAGAGCGAACCAAGCACUAUAAGAUGGUACAAAAGUGGCGAGUCACAUGGACGUGUUGGGCUAAACACAAGCAGUUCACCCAGAAUUUCUGUGCAUGAUUUUUCUUUGGAGUUUUGGCCAAUUGAGUUGGAUGACAGAGGAACUUACUUUUUCCAGAUGGGAAAUAAUACUCGGGAAUGGAAAUUAAACGUCAUCAGAAGAAAUAAGAACAGCUGCUUUACUGAAAAACGAGUAACUAGUAAAAGUGUAGAAGUUCAAAAAGCUUUGAUUAUAUCCUGUACAAACAGUUACUAUCAAAGACUCAUUAACAGAACAACACUAUAUAAGGACUGUGAAAAGAUAGCUGAGAGAGAUACAAACCCAUUGCUACAGAAGAAUGCUGAGUUUAAAGAUCAGGGUUAUUACUCCUGUGUGUUUUCCAUUCAUCAUAAUGGAAAAGAAUUUAACAUCAUCAAGACCUUCAAUAUAACAAUAGUUGGAGAUAACAAUAAUAUAAUGCCAGCUCUUCUUGGACCAAAGCUUAACCAUGUUGAAGUGGAAUUAGGAAAAGAUGUACAGCUCAACUGCUCUGCUCUGCUGAAUGAAAAGGAUCAGCUUUAUUGGAACUUCUGGAGAGAAAAUGGAUCAGACCCCAAUGUACACGAAGAGGAAGGAAUGAGAACUAGGACUUCAGAAGGCAAAUGGUAUGCUUCAAAGAUAUUGAGAGUUGAGAAUGUCAACGAAAACAAUCUAAAUUUCUCAUAUAAUUGCACUGCGGUCAGCGAAGGAGGCAUAGACACAAAGAGCUACAUCUUGUUGAGAAAAGCACCUGGGGCAGAUAUCCCGGGCCAUGUCUUCACUGGAGGAAUGAUCGUAGCCGUUUCAAUCUCAGUAGUAGUCGUGUGCCUUGUGAUCGUGGGUGUCAUUUAUAGAGUGGACUUGGUUCUGCUGUAUAGACGUUUCAUGGGAAGAGAUGAAACAUUAACAGAUGGAAAAACAUACGAUGCUUUUGUGUCUUACCUAAAAGAAUGUCGACCCGAAGAUGGAGAGGAAUACACAUUUGCUGUGGAGAUUUUGCCCAGGGUGUUGGAGAAACAUUUUGGGUAUAAGUUAUGUAUAUUUGAAAGGGAUGUCAUGCCUGGAGGAGCUGUUGUUGAUGAGAUCCACUCAUUGAUAGAAAAGAGCCGAAGACUCAUCAUUGUCUUAAGUAAAAGAUACAUGUGUGAUAGAGUGAGAUAUGAACUUGAAAGUGGACUCCACGAAGCAUUGGUGGAAAGGAAAAUUAAAAUAAUCUUAAUCGAAUUUACACCUGUUAGUGACUUGACAUUCUUGCCUCAGUCACUAACGCUUUUGAAAUCCCACAGAUUUCUGAAGUGGAAGGCUGAUAAGUCUCUUUCUUAUAACUCAAGAUUCUGGAAAAAUCUUCUUUACUUAAUGCCUGCAAAAACAGUCAAGCCAGCUGCAGGUGACUCGGAAAUCAUGCCUGUUCUCUCAGCACCUUGA